Molecule: messenger RNA, 1200 nt
Organism: Sinocyclocheilus grahami
Lineage: Eukaryota; Metazoa; Chordata; Actinopteri; Cypriniformes; Cyprinidae
Product: potassium voltage-gated channel subfamily G member 3
Exons: 1
Biological process (GO): potassium ion transmembrane transport; action potential
Cellular component (GO): voltage-gated potassium channel complex; membrane
Molecular function (GO): delayed rectifier potassium channel activity
Source: RefSeq, a predicted model, not a curated record
GAUUAUCGAGGCAGUAUGCAUUGGCUGGUUCACUGCUGAAUGCAUAGUGCGCUUCAUUGUCUCACGGGACAAAUGUGAGUUUGUGCGCCGCCCCCUUAACAUUAUUGACCUCUUGGCGAUCACGCCUUACUACGUGUCUGCUGCUGUGACAGCGCUGACAGGAGAAAACCCUCAACUACAGCGAGCAGGAGUCACCCUGCGCGUACUACGAAUUAUGCGCAUCUUUUGGCUUAUAAAGCUGGCGCGUCACUUCCUCGGGCUGCAGACGCUCGGGCUUACGCUGCGCAGGUGUUACCGUGAGAUGGUCAUGCUGCUGGUGUUUGUCUGCGUCGCAAUGGCGAUAUUCAGCGCCCUGGCACAGCUGUUGGAGCACGGCCUUGACCUGGAGACUAGCAAUGAGGACUACGCCAGCAUCCCGGCAGCCUGUUGGUGGGUUAUUAUCUCCAUGACGACUGUCGGCUAUGGAGACAUGUACCCCAUCACCAUUCCGGGACGCGUGCUGGGUGGCGUGUGCGUCGUGAGUGGCAUUGUGCUGCUGGCUCUGCCUAUUACCUUUAUCUACCACAGCUUUGUGCAGUGCUACCACGAACUCAAAUUCCGCUCAGCACGCUGCGUGCGAAGUCUCUCUUCUGAGUUUCUCAACUAACUGUAGCAUAGAUCGUCCGGAGAACCUGCUGGUCUUCAGCUUAGUAAUAUCACCUGCUCUUCUGUGCCUUUAUAUUGAACCAAGAUCUGAAAUAGCGAAGGAACAUGCUACUUCUGAUGUGGAAAAAUCAGCAUUUAGACUCUCUGUGUGAACCUAUUAUAUCCAAAUAAAAACACAAGUACCUCUGUACUCAAGGACACAUUCUGGGAUUCAUUCUGGAAUAGGACAAAAGAGGCAAAUCCCCAGCCCAAAGCUGGAAAGUGCACAAUAAAGCAUUACGAUCCAAAGGAAAUGCAUUAGCCAGUGUUUAUGUUGUAACCCCCUUCUUGUGUGAACGAACAAAAGCGAUCCAACAGCAUUUCCUGUGUAUGAAAUGGACAACUGUGGCAUUUGACAACUACAGAUGGCCAGGCUGCCUGGAAUGGGCAUCUGGCGGGACCUUGUGUCCUGACAGUGCUCCAGCCUAGAAGGAGCUUACACGAAUUCUCGUGUUUCCAUGGAGAGGUCCCUCCGACUUGCUAAAUCAUUAAUUCAGCUCCCAGUAAAGUGGCAAA